Messenger RNA from Pseudopodoces humilis (Tibetan ground-tit), 693 nucleotides. Its product is annotated as homeobox protein Hox-D1. Gene Ontology annotation, molecular function: DNA-binding transcription factor activity, RNA polymerase II-specific; RNA polymerase II cis-regulatory region sequence-specific DNA binding. NCBI's taxonomy places the organism in Eukaryota, Metazoa, Chordata, Aves, Passeriformes, Paridae. Gene Ontology annotation, cellular component: nucleus. Gene Ontology annotation, biological process: regulation of transcription by RNA polymerase II. The record is from RefSeq and is a predicted model, not a curated record.
AUGGACCUGGGGUACUUCGCUCUCUCCUUUCCGCCGGGGCUGUGCCCCGGGGCCCCGCAGGUCCCGUACCCCCAUCGAGGGGACGACGCCUUCCUGGCGCCGGGCACCACGGCCAGCGCCGCGUCCCCCCCGCAGGCGCUGGGGUACGCGGCGGCUGCCCCCGCGGGGCUGGGCCCCGGCUGCCGGCCGUCCCGGGGAGCCGGACCGCCGGGCUGCGCUACGUCCGUCCUUCCCGGGAGCGGCUGCCCGCCGCCGCAGGACCCCGACCGCCCCCGGCUCGGCUCGGGCGGCGGGGGGCUGCGGCAGCUCUCGCCCUGCCCCGAGGCCGCCCCUUCGCCCGGCUCUCCGGCUCCCGCGGCUGCCCCGGCAGAGCCCCGCACCUUCGAGUGGAUGCGAGCGAAGCGGAGCCCGCCAGGGAGAAGCGGCGAGGCGCCGUGCGGGGGGGAACCUCCCGCCUGCUCCGCACGCACCAGCUUCAGCACCCGGCAACUCACGGAGCUGGAGAAGGAGUUUCACUUCAGCCGGUACCUGUCGCGGGCCCGCCGCCUCGAGGUGGCCCGCUCGCUGCGCCUCCGCGACGCCCAGGUGAAGGUCUGGUUCCAGAACCGCCGCAUGAAGCAGAAGAAGCGGGAGCGGGAGGCGCUGGCCGCCCCCGCCGCCGAGCCCGCGGCUGUCCCGGGGGGCCCCGCCUGA